This is a messenger RNA of Phycomyces blakesleeanus NRRL 1555(-), 960 nucleotides long. RefSeq lists its product as hypothetical. Gene Ontology annotation, cellular component: mitochondrial inner membrane. Gene Ontology annotation, biological process: mitochondrial respiratory chain complex IV assembly; protein insertion into mitochondrial inner membrane from matrix. The transcript has 3 exons. Gene Ontology annotation, molecular function: membrane insertase activity. The coding region runs from base 1 to 960 and encodes 319 amino acids. NCBI's taxonomy places the organism in Eukaryota, Fungi, Mucoromycota, Mucoromycetes, Mucorales, Phycomycetaceae. The record is from RefSeq and is a predicted model, not a curated record.
AUGAACAGCUUACUUCGAGGUCGUCUGUUUUCCACAAGCAUUGGUAGAAUGUGCUACAAAUACCAUGCCAGACCUCUUCAUCCUUCCAUCGUUCCUGGCCAACCUGAGAAAAAUCCGUCUCUACCUUUACCUUUACUCAUGAGCCAACCCUUUCUGGCCAUGAACCCAACUGUAGCCUCAGAAGUGGCUCUACCUUCAGUACUAGCUGCGAACCAGACUAUUCUCGACACAAUCCAUGGCGCGGGGUUGCCCUGGUGGGCCACGAUUGUUGUGGCCACGAUUACACUUCGAACCAGCAUGACAUUACCAAUUGCUAUUUAUCAACAACGCAGCAUGAGUAAGAUGAUUGAACUGGCACCAAUGGUCCAAAGUUGGGCAGAAACUCUCAAGGUUUCUGUGGCCAGAGAAUCUAGAGAACUUGGAUAUGAAAAAUAUGCACAAGAACUCAAUAAACAGUAUCGAAAAAAGGUUAAUUAUUUGUACGCGCAUCACGGAUGUGCUCGAUGGAAAGUGUUUUUACUUCCUUGGGUUCAGCUUCCUUUGUUUGCCUCCAUGUCUUUGACCCUCCGUCAUAUGUCUGGGCUGCCUUUACCUUGGUGGGGUCAACUUACGGAGGGUCCUAUUCAGGGACUUGAUUCUGGUGGUCUGUCGUGGUUCGUGGAUUUAACUAUCCCUGACCCGACCUGGGUGUUUCCGGUCCUUAUUGGCGCUGGAAAUCUUCUAAAUGUAGAGUUAAAUGCAUGGUAUGCAAGAGGAACUGCCACACGCACACAAAAGAUUAUGACAAAUGUACUUCGGUGUGUUUCUGUGGCCUUUGUGCCCAUUGCUGCCCAUGUUCCAAUGGCUCUUGGGGUGUAUUGGUUCUCUUCAAGCUGGUACAGUGUUGUUCAAAACCUUACUUUCCGAAUUCCUUCUGUACGCCACAAGCUUGGGUUCCCAAUCCUUCAAAAGCGCAAAUAA